AGCUCCUGUGAGAAAGGAGGCAGAGGCGAAGGGUGAGGGUGGGUCCGCGCGUCCUCAGAUCCCGCCGGAGCCCCGGAGCUGCAGCUCGCAGACUUCUCCCGCACAGGGCUCGCAAAGAGCGUGAUUCGGAGAGCCUGGGAAUCACGCCGAGACCUGCAAACCAGAGAGGACUCUCUUCCUUAGCCUUCCGGAAUAGCACUUAAGGCUGGAGGCAUGAGUCCUGUGAGGCAGUGGGGCAGCCCCUGCCUUUUCCCCUUGCAGCUCUUCAGCCUCUGCUGGGUGCUCUCGGUGGCCCAGAGCAAGACAGUGCGAUAUAGCACCUUUGAGGAGGAUGCCCCCGGCACAGUCAUCGGGACCCUAGCGGAGGACCUGCAUAUGAAAGUGUCUGGAGACACAAGCUUCCGCCUGAUGAAGCAGUUCAACAGCUCUCUGCUCCGGGUGCGCGAGGGCGACGGGCAGCUGACCGUCGGGGACGCCGGCCUGGACCGUGAGCGGCUGUGCGGCCGGGCCCCGCAGUGCGUGCUGGCCUUCGACGUGGUCAGCUUCUCUCAGGAGCAGUUCCGGCUGGUGCACGUGGAGGUGGAGGUGAGGGACGUCAACGACCACGCGCCGCGCUUCCCUAGGGCCCAGAUCCCCGUGGAGGUGUCCGAGGGUGCGGCCGUGGGCACGCGCAUCCCCCUGGAGGUGCCGGUGGACGAGGACGUGGGCGCCAACGGGCUGCAGAGCGUGCGCCUGGCCGAGCCCCACAGCCCCUUCCGCGUGGAGCUGCAGACGCGCGCGGACGGCGCCCAGUGCGCGGACCUGGUGCUACUGCAGGAGCUGGACCGCGAGAGCCAGGCCGCCUACAGUCUGGAGCUGGUGGCCCAGGACGGCGGCCGCCCGCCGCGCUCCGCCACGGCCGCCCUCAGCGUGCGCGUGCUGGACGCCAACGACCACAGCCCGGUCUUCCCGCAGGGCGCGGUGGCCGAGGUGGAGCUGGCGGAGGACGCGCCCGUGGGCUCGCUGCUUCUCGACCUGGACGCAGCCGACCCCGACGAGGGUCCCAACGGCGACGUGCUGUUCGCUUUCGGCGCCCGCACCCCGCCCGAGGCGCGCCGCCUCUUCCGGCUCGACCCGCGCUCAGGCCGCCUCACCCUGGCGGGGCCGGUGGACUACGAGCGCCAGGACACCUACGAGCUGGACGUGCGGGCGCAGGACCGCGGUCCCGGGCCCCGGGCCGCCACCUGCAAGGUCAUCGUGCGCAUCCGCGACGUUAAUGACAACGCUCCCGACAUCGCCAUCACCCCGCUGGCCGCCCCCGGUGUGGCAGCCGCCUCCCCCUUCGCCGCUGCUGCCGCUGCUGCUGCGCUCGGGGGAGCGGACGCGGCUUCUUCUGCGGGACCCGGGACGCCAGAGGCUGAUGCCACCUCUCUGGUGCCUGAGGGGGCGGCGCGCGAGAGCCUGGUGGCUCUGGUCAGCACCUCGGACAGGGACUCGGGCGCCAACGGGCAGGUGCGUUGCGCCCUCUACGGGCACGAGCACUUCCGGCUGCAGCCGGCCUACGCGGGCAGCUACCUGGUGGUGACCGCGGCGUCGCUGGACCGCGAGCGCAUUGCCGAGUACAACCUGACCCUGGUGGCUGAGGACCGCGGCGCGCCCCCACUGCGCACGGUGAAGCCCUACACGGUGCGCGUGGGCGACGAGAACGACAACGCGCCGCUCUUCACGAAGCCAGUCUACGAGGUGUCGGUGCGCGAGAACAACCCGCCGGGCGCCUACCUGGCCACGGUGGCUGCCCGGGACCCGGACCUGGGCCGCAACGGCCAGGUCACCUACCGGCUGCUGGAAGCCGAGGUAGGCCGCACUGGGGGUGCAGUGUCCACCUACGUCUCGGUGGACCCUGCUACCGGGGCCAUCUACGCCCUGCGCAGCUUCGACUAUGAGACGCUGCGCCAACUCGACGUUCGCGUCCAGGCUAGCGACGGUGGCUCCCCUCAGCUUUCCAGCAGCGCCCUGGUGCAAGUGCGGGUACUGGACCAGAACGACCACGCGCCGGUCCUGGUACACCCGGCGCCAGCCAAUGGCUCCCUAGAAGUGGCGGUCCCAGGGCGCACCGCGAGGGACACGGCCGUGGCGCGCGUGCAGGCCCGGGAUGCGGAUGAGGGCGCCAACGGGGAGCUGGUCUUCGACCUGCAGCAGCAGGAGCCGCGCGAAGCCUUCGCCAUCGGCCGCCGCACGGGGGAGAUCGUGCUCACUGGCGACCUCUCGCAGGAGCCGCCGGGCCGAGUAUUCAGGGCGCUGCUGGUCGUAUCCGACGGCGGCCGUCCCCCACUCGCCACCACCGCAACUGUCAGCUUCGUGGUAACAGCAGGCGGUGGGCGCGGGCCGGCUGCGCCUGCCAGUGCCGGAAGCUCCGAGCGCUCCCGCCCGCCUGGCUCUCGGCUCGGGGCGUCGGGGUCGGCGCUACAAUGGGACACGCCGCUGAUCGUCAUCAUCGUGCUGGCCGGGAGCUGCACGUUGCUGCUGGCCGCCAUCAUCGCCAUCGCCACCACCUGCAACCGCCGCAAAAAGGAGGUGCGCAAAGGGGGGGCCCUCCGGGAAGAGCGGCCCGGGGCGGCGGGCGGAGGAUCCUCGGCUCCCGGCUCCCCGGAGGAGGCUGCCCGGGGAGCCGGGCCCAGGCCCAACAUGUUCGACGUGCUCACCUUCCCUGGCAGCGGCAAAGCGCCAUUUGGCAGCCCCGCGGCCGACGCGCCCCCGCCCGCGGUCACCGCGGCCGAAGUGCCGGGCUCAGAGGGCGGCAGCGCCACUGGGGAAAGCGCCUGUCACUUCGAGGGGCAGCAGCGGCUCCGCGGCGCGCAUGCCGAGCCCUACGGUGCCUCCCCGGGUUUUGGAAAGGAGCCGGCGCCCCCUGUGGCUGUCUGGAAAGGACACUCAUUCAACACCAUCUCCGGCCGAGAAGCAGAGAAGUUCAGUGGCAAAGAUAGCGGCAAAGGGGACAGUGAUUUCAACGACAGUGAUUCCGACAUCAGCGGGGACGCUCUGAAAAAGGAUCUUAUCAACCACAUGCAGAGUGGACUGUGGGCGUGCACCGCUGAGUGUAAGAUCCUGGGCCACUCUGACCGCUGCUGGAGCCCGUCCUGCAGCGGGCCCAACGCGCAGCCCCCGCCUCACCCGCCGGCCCAGAUGUCAACCUUCUGUAAGAGCACGUCCCUGCCUCGGGAUCCUCUGCGCAGGGACAAUUACUACCAGGCCCAGCUGCCCAAGACAGUGGGGCUCCAGAGCGUCUAUGAGAAAGUGCUGCACAGAGACUAUGACAGGACAGUCACUCUGCUUUCCCCUCCCCGUCCAGGGAGGCUCCCAGACCUGCAGGAGAUCGGGGUACCCCUCUACCAGUCUCCCCCAGGCAGAUACCUGUCCCCGAAGAAGGGAGCCAAUGAAAAUGUGUAAUCCCGUGCUGCAUGUCUUCACACAUGUACAGGUCACUCCGAGAAGCCCCUAAGUUAUUGACCGGUUUCAGUGUUGUAUAUAUAAAUAUGCAAGAUGUGCCUUAAAAUGAAGUUCUUGGAAGCUAUUUCCAAUCACAUUGGUACUGUUUGGUAUUUGCAAACAAAAAUGUAGUUAAUGUAAUUUUUAUGAAAUGUGUGCAGUAUUUAAUUUUUCUUAUCAUGCUAUUGACUUUGAUUUCACUUGCAGCUUGCCAUUUUCUUAGUGUUUUUAACCUGUACAUUGUGUAAUGUAACGUUUGUAUAUAAUGAAAUUUUGUUAUAUUUUUAUAUGAUAAAAGCUAAAGUGGAAGUUAUUGCCAAAGGAACUGUCUAUAAGACAAAAAACAAAACAUGUUGGAAUUACUUAAUGGAAAUUUAUCUUUCACCUGAAACAACCUAGUGUUUGAGCAAUUUUGCCUUGCCAAGUAUAACUUGUAUAUCUUGAGUCUGUGGUAGAUUUCAAGUUCAAUGUUAUUUAAUUACAUUUGGUUUUCUGUAAACCGUGUCACCUAUAAGCACAGUAAUAAAGGAUUUGUCACGUGUUUGAAGAA
Molecule: messenger RNA, 4015 nt
Organism: Lemur catta (Ring-tailed lemur)
Lineage: Eukaryota; Metazoa; Chordata; Mammalia; Primates; Lemuridae
Gene: PCDH8
Product: protocadherin 8
Exons: 3
Coding region: 214-3426 (1070 amino acids)
Biological process (GO): homophilic cell-cell adhesion
Cellular component (GO): plasma membrane
Molecular function (GO): calcium ion binding
Source: RefSeq, a predicted model, not a curated record